GAGAAACCAAACCGCUUUCCAGAAUCUGCUCGUGCUGGUCACGUGUGAUUGAAAAAACCGGAAAUGCUAUUUAGUUUAAUUUUGUGUCAACUUUUCUUAGGCGCAGGUGGGACGACAGAGCCCGAGAAAUACUCCAUAGAUCUCGAGACUAAAUUGAGGUCAACGCUGUUUGAUGUAUACGAGCCCCUACAGCGGCCCUCGGAGAAUGUCCAAGUGAACAUCUCCCUGAACCUGAUAACCGUUAACGAUCUGGAAAUCAAAGACCAAAAACUGUCCACUUCUGGGUUCUUCCAAAUGCAAUGGACAGACAGUCGACUUGAAUGGAAUUCCACUUACGGCAAUAUUCGAUUUAUGUUUUCAACGGAAACGUAUGUCUGGACCCCGAAAAUUGCUAUAGAAAAUAGUGUCAAUGAUUUGGAAGUAUUCAGCGACGAAAACAGCCUCAUCCGGUUGAUAUCAACGGGAAAGGCUCUGUGGACGCCAGGUGGCGUGUUUGAGACCAGCUGUGACUCAGACGUCACGUACUACCCCCUGGACACACAAGAGUGUAGCAUCACGUUAACCACGUGGGCGUACACCUCGAAUGAGAUUACCCUAGGUUUCCUGAACAACUCUUUCAUGUUGGACAACUACCAUGAGAAUGGCGAGUGGGAACUAAUAGGUACAAGCUCGAGCCGGGAGUCUGCGCAAAGGAGCAAAGAGGAAUCAUACAGCUACGACAGGUUAAAGUUCACUCUGAAACUGAAGAGGCGGCCCUUGUACCACAUCCUGAACACGAUAUUCCCCGUGAUUCUCAUGUCUUGUCUGAUUGUGUUCGUCUUCAAGCUACCGCCAGAGUCCGGGGAGAGAGUCGGGAUGUCUCUCACUGUGUUACUGGCCUACGCCGUGUACCUCACUCUGAUUGCGGAUAACAUACCCAGGACGUCAACAAGUGCCAGUAUCUUGUCCUCAUACCUGACGAUCAUUCUGAUGCUGAGCACGCUGUCUGUGGUCUUCACCAUUGUCGUCCUUGACAUUUACUUCAACCAUGCCGAUGAUGAAACCCCGCCCAGUUGGUUGCAGAAUCUCACCCGCCAUUUCCUUGUCAAGGUCACGUGUUGGAAAGGAGCGACAUGUUGUAGUAAACCGAAGGUAAGCCCAAGAGGGGACGGCGAGAUCUUGACCUUGAACGAGAUCACGGAAAAGUCCGAGACCAAGGACAAGUGGGCCUUGGAAGACGAGAGGUCAAAGGUCGCGGAGGGGGUUGGUAUAAAGUUCUUCUCGUGGAAGGAAGUUGCCUUAAUCCUGGACAGAUUCUUCAUGCACACCUUCAUCUUCCUGGUGGCGUCCUCAACUGUGAUCUGCAUGAUCAUAUUGUCAUCGGCCUAAGAGAUUUUGCGAUUUGUCAAUGGAAUAUUUGACAAAGAUGCAGACACUGUUGAGCUUUUUAAUCUAUUUUUGUUAAUUCACUGUUUUAUUUCCAUCGUUCACAUUAUAUAUUUUGCAUAUAACAUAUUUUGUUAAAGAUACAUAAAAAGAUUUAUUUGUUUCA
Molecule: messenger RNA, 1531 nt
Organism: Dreissena polymorpha
Lineage: Eukaryota; Metazoa; Mollusca; Bivalvia; Myida; Dreissenidae
Product: acetylcholine receptor subunit beta-like
Exons: 11
Coding region: 64-1368 (434 amino acids)
Biological process (GO): nervous system process; chemical synaptic transmission; monoatomic ion transmembrane transport
Cellular component (GO): neuron projection; synapse; membrane
Molecular function (GO): transmembrane signaling receptor activity; extracellular ligand-gated monoatomic ion channel activity; neurotransmitter receptor activity
Source: RefSeq, a predicted model, not a curated record